GUAAAGGCCAACAUCAUCAACCCCAGAUACAGUCGAGGGAUGGAGAACCCGCUACGCGAUGUCGAGGAUAGCGGAAGACGGAUGCGCUAUCCUCUACAUCUAAAUCAUAGGCCGACUACCUCGAAAUGUCGAGAAGCGAUCAACACCGACACUAGGCACUAAGAUAUGGUGGAUAGUGCCGCUACAACGUCGAGGCCGUGAGGGCGACUCUGAGAGGCUCCUUAUCAUGGACGUAAUGGGACUCCCAGUGCGCUCGAAUCUGCCUUAUCAUCGCUCAUCUCGCUGCUUGCACUCUCCCAUCGCGAUCAAGGUCGCUAUUGAAGUCAUCAUUGCAAGAGCACAUCAGACUUUGAAGUUCACCUCUCAAGUUCUGCUUUACACCUAUUGACAUUCUAAUCGUUGCAAUAUGAUGAUCUCUCUACUUGAAGAAGGAACCGAGGAUGUUUUUGACCCCCGUAUCCACUUGGCUUUCGCACCUCCUUCGAAGAAGUUCACCUUUGAAGAUCUAAGUUUGCAACCUUCAGCAACGAGCACCAAGAUCGCGGCUACCUUGCCCUUUCCCAUAUUGUCUUCCGAGGGUGUACGAGCUUACCGACGUUCCUUGUUCUCCUCGAAGGUCCUCCACAAUUGUGCUGGUAUCCCCUUCCCUCGGACACUGACCCUUCGAAAUGCUGCUGAACAUUCGUCGUUCAUCAAAGCGCUUUGGAACCACCCGGAGACCAUGCGGGUCUUGUCCGAAGCUGCUGGAGUACCACUUCGAAUCGUGAUGCAGACCGAGAUUGGCCAUACCAAUAUCCAGACAAGCGGCAGCACCCUUGAGGAGAUGGUUUCGGAGCUCAGCGUUGAGCCGCAGACCACAAAGGUGCCUUUGACAGAGGAAGAGCGCGCCUACGAUCCGCUGAAGUCGUCUUCUAUCAUUCCAUGGCAUUACGACUCCUAUCCCUAUGUAUGCGUGAUUAUGUUGAGUGAUACGGAUGGUAUGCUCGGAGGAGAAACUUACAUCAAGACCGGAGACGGCGUACCAAUGAAGGUCGAAGGACCAAGCCUUGGCUACGGCGUGAUUCUGCAAGGUGGAGAAGUCGAACACCUCGCCGCUCGAUGCAUGGGCGUGAAGGAGCGGAUAUCUACCAUCACAUCCUUCUGCGCAGAUGUCCCCGGUGCCUACGACUCUAGCCACAUCACCAAUGUCCGAUACUAUAGCGACCGGCCCACAUUGUACAAGCAAUGGACAGAAUUCCGGCUCGAGAAGAUGAAGCGAGAAAUUGAUUCCCUGCUGGAUGAGAUUGCCGCAUCGCCAACUUUAUACGACGUGCGCCGCGUCCAGAGAUUCGCGCAGGAUCAGAUCGCCUACUUGAAACGGACGUCGCACCAGCUGGUCCCACAUGAGGACAUGGAGUCGGUCAUUGAGAAGCUCGGCGGCGACGCCAUCCGGGACGCGCGGAAGCUGUGGGCAAAAGCAGAAAUGUUGGAAGACUUCAAUGAGCGAGUGGCAUCUGUCACGCCGAGCGAUUGGAUGCCGGGAAGUGAACUAUGGAUCGACCUCGUCAUGACGCAGAUGGCUAUACAGGCGAGGAAGACAAUCGAGUCUCAGCGUGGACGGUUUCAAUGGACGAAAGACCGGCCAUUUUGUAUGGGUGAUGAAUUGCUAAGGCAAGGCUUGCCCGAGGUCUUUUUGUCAUGGCUCGAUGCAUCGGGUUUACUGGCUGUAGUUAAGUCGUAGUGGAAACAGGAUUCGAUCACUCUUCUAGGUAAUGUGCUCAAUCCAUGCCAAUCUGCAUACCAAGAA
Exophiala xenobiotica is the source of this 1786-nucleotide messenger RNA. RefSeq lists its product as uncharacterized. NCBI's taxonomy places the organism in Eukaryota, Fungi, Ascomycota, Eurotiomycetes, Chaetothyriales, Herpotrichiellaceae. Bases 407 to 1720 code for a protein of 437 amino acids. The record is from RefSeq and is a predicted model, not a curated record. The transcript has 5 exons.